GUGAAGUAGUCAGUUCUUCCGUUGGUGUGCAGGAGUUUUAUUUGCAAGAUGAUAACGCUUCUGCUGAUAGGUUUCGGCAUCCUUUCGCUUUACGUGUACUGCAAGAUAAAGUUUAAGUUUGCGGAAAAAAUCCCUUGUGUUGAGCCACUACAUCCUAUCUUUGGUAAUGGGCUCGAGUUUGCGCAGAAGAAUUCGUACGAAAUCUUUAAAAGUCUUACCCGUGCGUACAAGGAUAAUAAACGCAUCUUCAAGCUGUGCUUUGGACCGAUCCCGGUCAUCUGUCCGACGCAUCCGGAUUUGAUACAGAAAAUUAUGACCGAACAGGCCAGCAUGGACAAACCGUUCGUGUAUGAUUUCAUGCGUGUGGACCACGGAUUGCUUACGGCACAGUAUGACGAAUGGCGCGUGCAUCGGAAAGCCCUGAAUCCAACGUUCAACACACGCAUCCUGAACAGCUUCAUACCGAUCUUCACCGACUGUGUUGGGAAAAUGAUCGCCAAUAUGGAACGGCACGUUGGGGACGAAAAGCCAAUUAACAUGCUCGAGUUUACCUCGCCCUGCACGCUGGAAAUGAUUUGUCGUACCUCACUCGGCGGGAAGGUACUGGAAAGGGAAGGCAAGCAGGAGUUUAUCGAAGGGCUGGAAAUUAUCCUUCACAAUGUAGGCCUUCGAAUGUUUAACGCAAAUCUCUACCCCGAUUUUGUGUACAAGAACACCCGCUUCUAUCGUGCAGAAAUGGAAGCCCGUAAGAUAUGUUACGCUUUCACGGACAAGGUAAUUCGUGAAAAGCGUGCCAAGUUUGAGGAACGACUACGCUCAACGGUGGACAGCAACAAUAACGGUACGAUGGCCGAUGAAAAUGGCAACGUCGUCUUUGGUGAAGAAGAAGACGAUAUGCUUAACUACAAGAAGCCCCAAAUCUUUGUCGACCAACUGCUGACCAUACCGAACGAUGGUAAACCGUUUACGCACGAAGAGAUUACCGAUCACAUCUACACGAUGAUUGCUGCUGGAAACGAGACAUCCGCUACGCAGGCUGCCCACGCCUGUCUGCUGCUGGCCAUGCACCCCGAGAUACAGGACCGAGCGGCAGCCGAAGUUCGCGAGCUGCUGGCCGACGACGUGGAGUACACGCACGAAAUACUCAAAUCGAUGGAGUACCUGGAACGUGUCAUCAAGGAAUCGCAACGUCUGUGCCCGGUGGCGGCCGUAUACGGUCGCAAGACGAUCGGCACGAUCCAGCUGGACGAGUACGUCAUCCCGAAAGGAUUCAUACUGCUGCUGAACGUGUUUGCUCUGCACCGGCAGAAGGAGUAUUGGGGCCCGAACCCGGACCGGUUCGAUCCGGACCAUUUCUUGCCGGAGCGUGUGAAGGCACGCCACCCGUACGCCUAUCUACCGUUCAGUGGUGGACCGCGUGGUUGCAUCGGUAGCCGGUACGCUAUGAUGAGCUUGAAAAUUAUGCUGUCACAGAUAUUGAAGAACUACCGGCUUACCACCGACAUACCGUACGAAAAGAUGGACUUUAAGUUCAAGGUUUCGAUGCAUCUUUCCUUCGAGCAUCUGAUCAAACUGGAGCCACGUGUGUAGAGCGUGGGUUCGUUUCUUCUGGAGGCAUCGAAGUCUUUUCAUUUGUAUCGGUGAUUUCAAAUUGCGAUUGCUCGCGUUCGUUAUGAGCUAUCGAGCUCGUGUUUCAUUUGUUUUUUGCUGCCCUUGUUCUGUGUGUUUGCUUCCCUAAAUGCGAUGCAACGAUAAGCUAGCAAAACCCAGUAGAACAUGUUGCAGCGCAUUGCGUUACAACGCUGCUGUAUCGUAGCGUAGUGCAUUCGUUUAACCUACCUGAAGCAUAUGCGCAGCGAAUGAAAAUUAUACACCAAAAUGCAAAAGCGUUUUCUGUCUUGGUUUUGUUCGAACUGUCUGAAACACACGCAAUAAUUGCUGCUUUGAUUCACGCAACAGGCAAAUCGAUUAGAUAACUCUGCGAAAGUCUGCCCGCUGCCGGUGUUUACAAUUACGAGCCUAUCGUCGAAUCGGAAGUGAUAAGUGAAGCAGCAUUGAGCGUUCUCGACCGUUCUCUUCCUGUACCACCGCGUACACUUGUUUAGCUGAACUGAGCUGAAUUUACUAGAUUUAUGUGAUAUUUCUUUUUAU
This is a messenger RNA of Anopheles stephensi (Asian malaria mosquito), 2151 nucleotides long. RefSeq names its product cytochrome P450 4c21-like. The transcript has 5 exons. Gene Ontology annotation, molecular function: oxidoreductase activity, acting on paired donors, with incorporation or reduction of molecular oxygen; heme binding; iron ion binding. Bases 49 to 1590 code for a protein of 513 amino acids. The record is from RefSeq and is a predicted model, not a curated record. Lineage: Eukaryota; Metazoa; Arthropoda; Insecta; Diptera; Culicidae.